Sphaerodactylus townsendi is the source of this 3467-nucleotide messenger RNA. It is a transcript of the gene ENTREP1, whose product is annotated as endosomal transmembrane epsin interactor 1. Bases 382 to 2112 code for a protein of 576 amino acids. Lineage: Eukaryota; Metazoa; Chordata; Lepidosauria; Squamata; Sphaerodactylidae. Gene Ontology annotation, cellular component: membrane. The record is from RefSeq and is a predicted model, not a curated record. The transcript is spliced from 11 exons.
UGGAGGGUAGAGGCGAAGGAACUGGCAAGAGCGGGAAGGCAAGAAUGAAUGUGGAAAAGAGGAGGGACAGAUGAAGUAGCGGGCAGCGAAGUUGUUGCGGGGAGCUUUCCAGGGGGGAGGCCUGAGCUGAGACAAGGGAGGCCUGCCCAACAUGGUCAAGGCGGGAAAGUGCGGAGCCUGUGCCAGGGAGGAAAGAGGGUGGAGGCGGAGCAGCAACAGCGGCCGUCCCGGAGUUCAGCGUGGGGACUGAGGCAAAGAAGCGGGCUUGGCAUGACGCCUUAAUAGGAGGAGGCACGAAAAGGUUCCCUCCUCUUUCCUCCCUCCUCCCCGUAGUUGGCAAGAUUGGAUCUCGCUUGCUCUUCUGCUGGCCGCCCUCACCCCAUGUCUCUGCCGGUGGUGCUGCCGGGCUCCUGCUGCCCUAUGGCUGGGCUGUCGGCGGUGGCCGAGACCGCCGCCCAGGCCCCGUCGUUGCCGCCUCCGCCUCCUCUCCGGCCCCGCGGGUCCCGCUCCGGCUUGCAGCAGCCGCGGCCUCGCCCAGCUACUCUCUCCCUGGGGGCCUCCCGCCGGGCCGGGCCGCCGGCCACUGCGGGGCCGGGGCUGCUGCUGGCCAGACCGCUGCUGUCCCUGGGGCUGCUGCAGCUGAUGUUGGGCUGCUGCAUGGUGGCCCUGAGCUUUGGGGCGCUGUCUCUCAGCGGCUCCCCGGAGGUGAAGCACGCCUGCCCCUUCUGGGCUGGUUCCUCGGUGAUUUUAUCUGGGAUUGUAGGAUUAACAACAUGGAAGAGGCCAAUGAUACUUUUGGUUAAUUUAUUUGUUUUGCUUUCUGUUAUCUGUGUUCUCUUGAAUCUGGCGGGAUUUAUCCUUGGAUGUCAAGGUGCUCAAUUUGUAUCCAGUGUACCUAGAUGCACUCUGGCUGAUGUGGGUGAAAGUAAGUUUUGUUUCUGCUGUGAAGAAUUUCUGCCAAUAAAAUGCACAGAGAAAGAAAAUGCAUUGAAGCUGUAUCCCGUCCAGUCAUGCAGUGCUGUUCACCUUCUCCUCAAGAAAGUUCUAUUUGCUCUCUGUGCUCUGAAUGCCUUGACCACAACCGUGUGUUUAGUAGCAGCUGCCCUUCGUUACCUGCAGAUAUUUGCAAGGAGAAGAACCAGCUCAGAAGAAUCCCAGGUUUAUGUGGAGGAGGUUGAAGAACAAAGCCACAUUGCUGAUCCUGAGGGGUUUUUGCCACCUGUACCACCUCCAUCAUAUUUUGCUACAUUUUAUUCAUGUACUCCUAGAAUGAAUCACAGGAUGUUGGGUUCAGAUGUCAUUCCACUGCCACAUAUUUAUGGAGCCAGAAUUAAAGGAGUCGAGGUUUUCUGCCCGCUCGAUCCCCCGCCUCCUUAUGAAGCUGUGGUGACCCAGAUCAGUCAUGAGCAGGAAGGCACAUUUCAAAUUACAGAAACAGUUAGUGGUCCAUCAAGACAAAAUGAUAUACAAGUGCCACAAGAUGAAAAUGUCAGUUCUAGAGAGACCACCGUACAUCCAAAUUUGAGUUCAGCAUCUGUAGAGACCUCCAAAAGACCCCUCAAGCCUCUUAGAAAACGAUCAAAAAGUGACCCUUUGCUGCAUGGCUUUCCAUCCAGAAAUCCAGUGCUAAGCUGUGAAGCUGCCACACAAACAGAAUUAAAACCAGACCUGGCUACUGUUGUUUUGCGAAAGAGUCUGAGAGCAAAGAUUUUGCGCUCGAGGCCGCGAUCUUUGAUAGACUACAAAUCUUACAUAGACACUAAACUGCUUGUGGCAAAGUUCCUUGAGCAGCCUUCCUGCAACAUAACCCCUGAUAUACAUGAAGUAGUAGAAGGCAUAAGGUCGGUUUUAAAGUCAGAUGAAGAGCACAUGGAGGAAGCCAUCACCAGUGCCAACUUCCUUGAACAGGUAAUGACACCUGCUUAUCCCUCUACAUCAAGAGCACAUACUUUCCCUUUUAGAAGGUGCCCAGGACUCCUGCACUUGGAGAGCUGCGGGGAUGUAAGUACUUUCACUGCAGCGGAAUUUCAGCUGAGAGAGCGGAAAACUCCAAGGACAGAGCAUGAACGGCCUCAUAGUCUCAUCGGAGUUGUACGGGAAACAGUGCUCUGAGCUCGUAUAUCCUUCCUGUUCAAUGAAAGGAACAGACCAAGAAUGUAUUUUGUGAACAUGCCAGCUGAUUGGAGAGCAAUGUGUGCUUUCUACUUAGUGCUGCUUUUGGAAAUAGUACUUGAAACUGCCAGAGGAACUCCAUAAAAACCACUGUUUGGCUUUUAAAGCAGUUGUCUUGAAACUGUGAUAUUCAAGUGCAAUUUGUAUAUUUGAAAUGUAUUUCUUAUUUUGGAAUGUGGUGAAGACUCAAGGUUGAGAGCACAUUAAUCUUCCUGGAUGCAGUUAAUUCUUUCUACUUAAUGUUUACUAGACAGCAAGUGCUUUAUGCCUGUAUUGUCUGUGCUUUAUCUUUCAGCAAAUACCUACAAUUCAAUCUUCUAUCUUGGCAUCUUUGAGGAAAUACAGGUUACAGUUAGCUUCUAUUUCUAACCUAAUACCAUGAAAAUGUUGAUCCCCAAAAAACAGAGCAGCCUUUCUUCUCUCAGUGAAGACUACACUUUAGUCCAUUGUGAAAACUAGCAUUGCACAUACAAUACAGUAUAUCAUCACAAGUGCCAAUGCAAGAGUGAUGAAAGCUUAACGUAACAAGUUCAUUGUGUUCUUUAGCCAUGAGACAAACCUGUCCCUCCUUCUGGCUCAGCAGCUGAAAUGACAGACACCUAUGACGUACUAAAUGUUGGUUUAGCUAGGGCUUCCUGCAUUCUCACCAGUGCAUUAGAUGGGACGUUUUGAUAGAUAAGGGCUGCACAAGCAUUUAUUCAUUUGUAAAAUAAAAUUUUGAGUACAAACUGCUAUUGGAAUUGAGAGGGGUCUUAGUGAUAUCAUGAGAGGCAAACAACCACUCCUAUAAACAGCUGCUUCAAAUCUGUCCCGCCCCCCCCCAGUGCUGAAACUUGAAAAUGAAAUGUAGAUUUUGUCUGAAUGUAAAGGGCAUACUUUCAGACUAGUCAUGUGGCCCUAAAAAUUUCCACCUGUCACUCUGAAGAAGUUAAUGGCCGAUACGGAAAUGCUGUGCUCUUGGACUGAGUUGUGGAAAAAUAACUCAACAUUGAUGCUUAGAGUGCCUUCUUAUGUGUGUGAGCAUCAUUCUCAUGCUAAUGAUUUUAUGGGACUGUGUUAAGUGGGUGCAUAUUUGUUUGCAGACAAUAACAAAGGCAUUUUCAAGUAUGAAAAUGUGCACCAAGUAUUCAUAGCCCUCUAAAACUAGCAGGGUAAAUAGCAAAUGUCUAGGUGUUUCCUAGUGUUUUUUAAGCACUUCUUGCAUUGUGGCAGCAGUUUGGUCCCAUUUGUUAGCCAGUUGCUGCCUUUACUCAAUGUUACAAAUUUGUAAUUGAAUACAUUAUUUUUGAACUAUA